AUGACUGGGGCUGAUGGCACCGUUCGGUCAUCUGCAAAGAACCAUCCGUGGAAUGUUCCUCCCUCCAACUGCCUUGCAUUUCUGGCCUGGAAGGGCCUUCUCCUCGCCGUCGCGCUGGCCAGCGGUUUGACUGGCCCUUCGUAUGAUACCUCGACCACUCUCGCCCUCAACCGCGUCGAGUCAUCCACCGCCUUUUCUCUCGUCACCCGGCUCACCCGCUGGGAUGCCAUUUAUUUCACAAGCUCGGCCCAGCAUGGCUACCGUUUCGAACAGGAGUGGGCCUUUGGGCCUGGUCUCCCCGCCGUUGUGGCCGCCCUCGCUCGCCCGGCCAAGUUCCUCGGCCUUGUGCCUGCCACCGAUUCAGGGUCUUUUGAAGCCGCCAUAGCCAUCUUUGUGGCGCAUGGAGCUCAUUUGGCAGCCGUCUUCGCGCUGUAUGAGCUGGUUCACACCGUCUGGGGCCCCCAGCGGCACCUGCCGCUGAUCAGCGCCCUCAUGCAUAUCCUCUCACCGGCUGGCCUAUUCUUGUCUGCGCCCUAUGCCGAGAGCUCUUUUGCGUUCCUGUCUUUCGUUGGCUAUCUCGUGCUUGCCAAGGCUUCUCAGGCGUCGAGGAGCUAUCUCUCCAGAACCAGUCUCCAGCUGGUAGCCGGCGCCGUAUUCGGAAUCUCGACGACGUUCCGCUCAAACGGCAUCCUCAACGGACUGCCCUUCGCAGCUGAAUGUGCCCUCGUCGUCCUCCAGCCCUUCUUCGACGCGAGUAGUCAGAUCCCCGACGUACUCUCCCUUUUCGGGCCCUUGUUGGGUGGCAUUCUCGUGGCCGCGGGCUCCAUCGUCCCGCAGACCAUCGCCUAUGCGCGCUACUGCUCCGGCGCAUCCGAACCACGUCCCUGGUGUGCCAAUGCCGUGCCAAGUAUUUACAACUUUGUCCAAGCACACUACUGGGGUGUCGGGUUUCUUCGGUACUGGACCUUCUCGAACCUGCCUCUCUUCCUGCUCGCCAUCCCGAUGCUGUUCAUCAUGAUGAAGUCAGGUGUUGACGUACUACGUUCGCCAGGCGGUGUGGGAGGAUCGGCACGUCAGCUGGAUUUGCGCACUGGGGUGCUCAUACGCUCCAUGGCUGCCUUGCAGGUCCUGCUGGCUGUCGUAGCCCUGUCCAAUUACCAUGUGCAGGUCAUCACAAGGCUGGCAUCUGGAUACCCUGUGUGGUACAUCUGGGUUGCGGGGUGCUUAGCAGGAGACAAGCAGGGAGCCAAGGUUUGGGGCGGCAGGGUCGUGGUGUAUGCCGUGCUGUAUGCUAUGAUCCAGGGAGCACUGUUCUCCGCGUUCCUACCGCCAGCCUGA
This is a messenger RNA of Verticillium alfalfae VaMs.102, 1338 nucleotides long. Its product is annotated as GPI mannosyltransferase. NCBI's taxonomy places the organism in Eukaryota, Fungi, Ascomycota, Sordariomycetes, Glomerellales, Plectosphaerellaceae. Gene Ontology annotation, cellular component: endoplasmic reticulum membrane; mannosyltransferase complex. Gene Ontology annotation, biological process: GPI anchor biosynthetic process. The record is from RefSeq and is a predicted model, not a curated record. Gene Ontology annotation, molecular function: alpha-1,6-mannosyltransferase activity; GPI mannosyltransferase activity. The coding region runs from base 1 to 1338 and encodes 445 amino acids. The transcript is spliced from 4 exons.